UAACAAAAGACGAGUGUCACACGAAGUGUUUUUUGUUGAGCCGAAUUGGCUUUCACUGCACCGUGCUUGUCGCUACUAUCUGUUGUCGUACCUGAGACGCGUCUCCCUUACCGCAUACCUGAGAAGCGCCUCCCUUUGCCCUCUCUGGGUGGGGUACCAGAACACAGGUGAUCGCGAGAUCUCGGGGGUGUGCGAUGGUGAUUCACAGAGAGGUCUUUUCGGAUUUACUGUGAAAAACAAAACACAGAACGAGGACGGCCACAUAAGUCAAAAUGAGCCAGCCGUCUAGACCUCACAGGGGACGAGACAGGAACGGCGAAAACAGAGAACACAACCGGGAACCCAGGGACCGAAGGGACCCACACAAUGGACGGCCUCCUAGUGACAGAGCCUCCACCCAGCCUCCCUACUACCCCCGGAGGAGCUCCACGCCCCCUCCCAAACACCACCGGGACCCCCCACGAGAGGAGCCGCAGGAGUCCAAAUGCAGUUACAUCUGCUCCAGGAGUGGCAUCGUGCUGAUCUGCGCAGUCCUGACCAACGCCCUGGUGCUGAUCUGCGUGGUGGCUGCGCAGAUGGUGAUGUCGGGCAUGUCGGCGAUGGGCGGCCUGGCGGCCGGGGGCUUCAACAUCAACUCGGCGUUCACCCCGUUCGAGGGCACCGAGCUGCAGCAGGUGCGUGAGCUGGACAUGCAGUACAGCCAGAUGAGGGCGCCGGGCAUCUACGGCGGCGUGGCCUUCAGCCUGACCAACGGCGUGGUGUCGCUGCUGUUCGUGGUGUCGGGGAACAGGCCGGCGCACCGCCUCUCGCCCAAGCUCCUGCCGGCCCAGUUCCUGUUCACGCUGCUGGGCUCGGUGGGCUACGUGGUGGCGGUGGGGCUCUACCUGCACUUCGUCAUCUCGGUCAACGCCACGGACGUGUGCAAGAGGCGGGAGCGUCUGUACGCGCGCAACGGGCAGAACUGGAUGAACUGCGACGUGGGCGGGGCGGACGCGGCCGUGGCCCUGUUCGGCCUCAUCACCGCCAUCCUGUACGCCAUCGCCUGCUGGCUGACCGGCAAGGCCAUCCGCGGCGUGCGCCGCUACAACCGCGAGCGGGCGCGGCACGAGGCCCGGAGGAACGCGGAGGGCAGCCCCCACCGGGGCGCGCAGCCCCAGAGGGCCCCGCUCAGGUCCAACGACAUCGCCAUCUGACCCGGCAACGCCAUCACCAUCUAACCCAGCAACGCUAUCUGACCCGGCAACGCCAUGGCCACCCGGCAACGCCAUGGCCAUCUGACCCGGCCGCGCACGCUGAAACUUUCCUGAAAUGUGACUUUUACUCCUGACAAAUUGUGACUUCGUUUUAAAAGCAGUCACAAUGUAUUUUUGACUUUUUUUCUCACAGUUGUGAGCUCCAAAUGACCUGUAAACAUUUUUUUCUAUUCCUUGUACAGAAACAAACUUCCAAUAGAACAUUGCAGUAAAAUUGCUUUGGAGUGCUACUAAUAUUAGCUUUUUACGUAUGCAGACAGUAGCCACCCAGACAGAUGAGUCUAGGUGCUGAUUUUGUCUGGAACGGUGGUAGCUGUCUGAUUUGUCCAGAAGGAUACCUCCCCCUGCUAUAUCAGUGGCACACGAGGACGGUAAGAUUUUUCCUGCAGCUGAGCUGCAUCACGGUUAUGUUUUAUGCAUAUUGCAACCGUUUCCAUUUGCCUUAAUGCACACUUAAAGCAGGUAUUUAGCAUUUUAAAGAACUCGACUUGGCAAACACUGUAAAAACAUUUUCAUAGUUUACUAACUUUGAUCGCUUUCCAUUGAAUUUGCCCAAUUUUGCACAAAAUUGGGAUUGUGACAUUGUAAGUUGCAUAAAUACAUCCAGAUGGAAAUAUUUUUAUGAACUGUAUAGUAGUUUCAUGUUUGUAAUGAAUAACAAAAUUUGGGAUUUUGACAUAGAUUCAUAAAAAUGCUUAUAUUUCUAUGAACUGUAUAAUAGUUUUUUUUAAAAUGUUUUUAAUGAAUAACAAAGUCAAUCGACAAGAUUCAGUGGAGUCACUUAUAAAGUCAAUAUUACGCAAGUCUAAUUUCCUUGUUUUUAUGUUGCAAUAUAAGUGAACUUUGCCCUCAGGAAGAAAUAAAAGCAAUUUCUUUUUAAA
Molecule: messenger RNA, 2134 nt
Organism: Conger conger (European conger)
Lineage: Eukaryota; Metazoa; Chordata; Actinopteri; Anguilliformes; Congridae
Exons: 4
Coding region: 273-1193 (306 amino acids)
Cellular component (GO): membrane
Source: RefSeq, a predicted model, not a curated record